ACUUCAUGAAAGAUAAGGGGCAUAUCAGCAAAUGUUCCGAAACCCGUUUUGAGCGAAGAUUAUUGAAGUUUCUAAACAUUAAAACAUAACAUCAGAAUUGUAGUUCGGAUGUAGCCAACAGUGGGCGAAUGUAACGGCUGAAAACACUACACACGGAGAAGGGUUUGCAAGAGACGCUAACGUUAGUUAGUGACAAGCAACCAUAACUUAAUUGUAAACACAUUGGGUUAGUUAUGUAUGGACUGGUGCCCUGGGUGUGUGGAGAACAAUGAAAUGGAAAUGAAGCCAGCGAACACCGAGAGUGGUGUCCCUGUACUUCAUUCAGCAAAAGAGGUGUGCAAACUCAAGAAAUUCACCCCAGAUGAGGUACUGGUACCAAAUCCCAGCUUCAAAGAAAAUCAAGGAAUGAAAAGAAAGAGAAAAGCACUUCCUUUGAAAGUGGAAGGAAGAAUUGAAAAAGUCAAAGAGGAGAAGGAUGACAAGGAUAUACAACCUGGAAGUCUAUCGAUAUAUGAAUUGGAACGGUUGGAAAAUAUCAGACAAAACCAAGUGUUCCUGUCCUCCAUAAAACUGCUUGAGGCCAAGCAGGAUCUGAAACCAGAAAAAACACAGCGAGGUCUCAAGAGACAGAACAAUAAGGUAGCCUGGACAGAGGUACUGCCUCCUCGCACCAAGUCCUUGAGAAUCCAGAAGAAGGUAGCAGAGCGACUCCCCCUGCCCCCGGAACCACACAGGAUUUAUUAUGAAGUCGAACGAAUUGAACGUGCCAGGAAGCCAGAGGGUCCCAUUAGUAUGGAGCCAAUCAACAUGGUGGAGGAUAGUUCACUGCCACCUGAACUUCUCAAGCUGUGGACAGAGGAUUUAAUAAAAGAAGAGAAGGAGGAGUUGGGUCUGGGAGAGUACCGUAGUACUCUGAAGAGCAUGGAGCUGAGUGAGAUUGGAGGAGUAGCUAAGGUGGUGAAGAGUCGUAUCUUCUCUGUUGCCUUCCACCCGUGUAGCAGUCGUCUGCUCAUGGCUGCUGGGGACAAGUUGGGUGGAGUGGGGCUGUGGAACCUCGACUCUGAUAUGGGGGAUGAGGGCGUGCUGCUAUUUGAGCCACACGUCCAGCCGGUGGCCUGCAUGGCCUUCUCCAGGUCACAUCCUACAGACCUGUUGACCCUCAGCUACGACGGGACGCUACGGAGCACAGAUGUGGAGAAAGCCGUUUUUGAUGAGGUGUAUCGGAUCAAGGAUGGCUUGAGAACCUUUGACUUCCUGUCACAUGACUGUUCGACGCUGGUCACCGGGGACUGGUACGGAGACGUUGCCAUCGUUGACAGGCGGACUCCAGGAACCUCUCAUGAGUCCCUCCAUAGCCUGGAUACCAAGACGGUUCGCUGUGUUCACGUCCACCCUGUUCAGAAGCAGUACAUCAUGGUGGCUGAGAACAGUAUUGUGAGCAUUUACGAUGCUCGAUGUUUGAAGGCGUCGUCGAGAGAGCCAGUCUCCCAGCUCUAUGGUCACUCAAAGAGCAUCUCAAGUGCCUACUUCUCUCCUGGCACUGGCAACAGAGUAGUGACCACCUGCCUAGACAACAACAUCAGGAUUUACGACACCUCAGAACUAACCUCCAGAGCUCCGCUACUGACCUCCAUCCAACAGAACUUGUACACAGGGCGCUGGCUGUCCAAGCUGCAGGCGAUGUGGGACCCCAAGAGGGACGACUGCUUCGUUGUGGGCAGCAUGCAGCGGCCUCGCAGAGUCCAGGUGUUCCAUGAGAGUGGGCAGCUCCAGCACUCCUUCCAGGACCCAGAGAUGACCACCGUGCUCUCAGUCACAGCCUUCCACCCCACCAGGAACGCUCUACUGGGGGGCAACUCCUCCGGGCAGCUGUAUGUCUUCACCGACUGAGAGCAGGAUGCCUGUAUGUGUUCGCUGCCUGAGAUGAGAAACCUGGGCCAUUGUUCACAAAACAUCUGAGUAAGAGUCCUGAUCUAGGAUCAGGAUUAUUCAUCAUUAUUCAUCCUCCCUAUUAUUCAUUAUGAUCUGGAAGGCUAAACUGAUCGUAGAUCAGCACUCCUACUCUAAAAUGUUUCAUGAUACGGGCCCAGAACACAUGCUUAGAAUAGACCAAAAUCAGUUGUUUUAUGUUUUUUGCAAGCUGCCUUUGAUAUUGUUGUUUUCUAUCAAAUCAUUGAUGUUUUGUUAGUUUAAAUAAAGUUGUAUAUUUAGCCGAAGUUGUGCUUUUCAUGUAGUUUAGCUCUUUCAUUGGCUGUAUUGUACCCGCAGUGAAUUUUGUGAUUGAUGGUUUUAUUCUUUCAUUAAAAACUACCAGAAUUCA
Oncorhynchus keta (chum salmon) is the source of this 2320-nucleotide messenger RNA. Its product is annotated as WD repeat-containing protein 76-like. Bases 238 to 1890 code for a protein of 550 amino acids. Gene Ontology annotation, molecular function: DNA binding; protein binding. The record is from RefSeq and is a predicted model, not a curated record. The transcript has 16 exons. Lineage: Eukaryota; Metazoa; Chordata; Actinopteri; Salmoniformes; Salmonidae. Gene Ontology annotation, cellular component: nucleus. Gene Ontology annotation, biological process: regulation of DNA damage checkpoint.